This is a messenger RNA of Pterocles gutturalis (yellow-throated sandgrouse), 979 nucleotides long. It is a transcript of the gene TATDN1, whose product is annotated as TatD DNase domain containing 1. The record is from RefSeq and is a predicted model, not a curated record. Gene Ontology annotation, molecular function: 3'-5'-DNA exonuclease activity. Bases 1 to 846 code for a protein of 281 amino acids. Gene Ontology annotation, cellular component: cytosol. The transcript is spliced from 11 exons. Lineage: Eukaryota; Metazoa; Chordata; Aves; Pterocliformes; Pteroclidae.
AUGUUCAGAGGAAUCUACAGAGGAACACAAAAACAUCAAGAUGACUUUUUGGAUGUGGUAGAGAGAGCAGUCAAAGUUGGCAUUAAAAAGUUUUUGAUUACAGGUGGGAGUCUACAAGAUAGUAAAGACGCAUUGCAGCUGGCACAGACAAAUGACAUGUUUUAUAGUACAGUUGGCUGUCAUCCUACCCGCUGUGGAGAAUUUGAGCAGGGUAGCCCUGAACAGUAUUUAUCUGAAUUAAAAAACCUGAUUGAAAAAAAUAAGACGAAGGUCAUAGCAGUUGGAGAAUGUGGCUUAGAUUUUGAUAGAUUAGAAUUUUGCCCAAAGGACAUCCAACUCAAGUAUUUUGAAAAACAGUUUGAGCUUUCAGAACAGACACAACUGCCCAUGUUUCUCCACUGUAGAAACUCACACACUGAAUUUUUAGACAUUAUGAGAAGAAACCGAGAUAGAUUUGUAGGAGGGGUGGUACAUUCUUUUGAUGGCACAAAGGAAGAAGCAGCAGCUAUAUUAGAUUUGGAUCUUUAUAUUGGAAUAAAUGGCUGUUCAUUGAAAACAGAAGCCAACUUGGAAACACUGAAAUCAAUUCCUAGUGAACGAUUAAUGAUAGAGACUGAUGCACCUUGGUGUGGAGUGAAAAAUACUCAUGCUGGAUCAAAAUACAUUAAAACUACAUUUCCUACAAAAAAGAAAUGGGAAAUAGGGCACUGCUUGAAGGACAGAAAUGAACCCUGCCAUAUAAUUCAAAUACUGGAAAUAAUGGCGGCAGUAAGAGAAGAUGACCCACUUGAGUUGGCCAAUACUCUAUAUAACAACACUAUUAAAGUCUUCUUUCCAAAUAUAUAAAGUUGUUUUUCUUACAUUUAUUCAGCAUAACUUUAGCAAAUAUAUUGCAAAAACUUAAAAUCUGCAAGUUCUUAUCAAUGGAAGCCAGUAUGUAGUGCUUUUUUUUUUUUUUUAUGGUACAAGAUUAAAGCUG